Molecule: messenger RNA, 2671 nt
Organism: Durusdinium trenchii
Lineage: Eukaryota; Dinophyceae; Suessiales; Symbiodiniaceae
Source: the annotation of a GenBank genome assembly
CUCAACGGUUGGACUGGUUUCCACAUGCUCGGGGUCUAGCCAUGUUGAACGAGCUAUCACACCCGGUUGUUCUGACAGCGAGCGUUGCAAGUGCCGCAGCACAUUCGCCUAAGAUACCUGGACGGCCUGCCCUUGCGUACUCACAAGAUGCCGCGCAAAGGAAGAAGCGGCAAGGAAGUGUCGGAGGCCUUGUCGCUUGCGCCUUUGGGAGCUAUUUUAUCCAAAGGGCAUUUAACAUUGUUGCAAGAACAUCCAAGAAAUUGCCAAGACAUCGUGGAAAGUUUCUGAAAUCCACGGAAGGCAAGAUUGAAGGGCAGCAAGUUGUUCUUCCAGAGCCUGUUUUGUCAAAGCCUUCCAGCCGGGCUGUUGUAUGGUUUCGUUCUGGCGAUUUGCGGAGUAGAGAUCACGAUGGAUUGAAUGUGGCAGCAACUGCACAAGAUGGCUUUCUUUGUUGCUACAUCUUUGAGUCACAAGAGUUGGCUCGAUUGUCAUCUCGUCGAAUAGCUUUGUUGCAGACAGCUGUCGAUGAUUUGAAAAGGCAGCUGGAGAGGCAUGGAAUGAGCCUCCAUCUUCUGUUUUCAGAAGAUGCUGCAAAGUCUAUCCAUCACUUCUGCCGAGAGAUGAAUGUGACCGACAUCUACGUGCACGAAGAUCCCAUGGAUCUUCGUGUCAAGACCCUUCAAAGGCUAGGUUCCAUGUGUAGAUCUGGUGGUGCACGCCUGCACACUUGGCGUGCACCCCUGCGCGUGGCAGUUGGUUCUCUCUGCCAAUGCGAAACACAUGAUGACUAUAUCUCCGUGGUCCAAACACUGGAAACCACUGCACCAACUGCUUCAUUGAGCCACCUGAGGACGCUUGCAUCAAGUGAAAUGCCCCAGAUCCCAUCGGCUUGGAAGAGGGAACUUCCAACUUUGGAUGAGCUUCAAGAACUGCUCCUGGGCUCCUCCAGUCGAGAUCAAUGGCUCUUUCGCCAAAAGCAGACCUACGUUCGAGGUCUAGGGGCAGACACUGCUACUGAAGAGGAGGCUUUUCGCUUGCUGGAACUCUAUGUCAAGGAAGGAGCUGAAGCUGUGGCUCAAGAUUUGUGGGGCUUUCCGGGUGAUGUCUUGCCUCACUCGAAGGAGGAGUGGGCCUUUCGCCGCAUCGCCUUGGGGCCUGAUGGCUACAAGGGUUUGAGACCGGGAGAAGUCUUCAGCCGAGCCUUUGCUGAAGAAUUGUUGUGGUUGGGAACAAUCUCCAUGCGUCGCGUGGCCCAAGAAUUGAAGAGAAGUCAAAGCGAGGAUUGUCAAGCUGCUUUGGAAGCUUUGGAGGCUCACGAGUGGCAUCGACUUCUCGCCUUGCAAGACCUUCAAAAGGUCGAACCGGACGACGGCGAACCCGGCGUGUCCCGGCUCGGGUACUUCCGGUGGCGGGGAUAUUUGUGUCGCUACAUUGCACCGGUGGAAGAAGAUGAAAACGACCUCAGACCACCAGUCCUGGCAGUUCAUGGUUUUGCCGCUUCCUGUAUGCAGUUUACCGGCUUGGCAACGGCUCUACAGGUUGGGCGGGAGAAUCCGGUGCCCGUGUAUGCCUUGGAUCUAAUAGGCUUUGGACAUGCAGAGAAGCCACCUUUGUCUAUCACUCAAUACGUUUGGGAACAGUGUGUCAAGGACUUUCUACUCGGUGUAGUGGGAAGACCUGCUGUUUUGAUGGGCAACUCGAUUGGAGGCUACAUGGCACAGUCAGCCGCUGCCUUUCUGGGACCUGGCCUUUGCCGUGGCAUUGUUCUUCUGAAUUCUGCUGGACCUUUGCUCAGUAUGGAAGACUAUCAGAAGCUUCUGCAAAGCAGUGGAGGGACGGUUCUAGAACGGAUGAGGAAAGGAUAUGGGGAAGAAGCACAGUUGCCACAGUAUGCUCCGCCACCUCAAUGGUUGGUGGAUUUUGGAGCAUGGCUUUUGUUGUCUGGCUUGCAGCCAAACAUUGAGGGCAUUCUAAAGCGGCUCUACCCAAGCAAUCCAACACCAGUUGCUGACUUGGCACUUGAAAUCUUUCGAGAUUCCAAGGACCCCUUUGCCAGCAACGUCAUAGGAUGUUUCAGUCGGCUUGGACCCAAUCGCCCGACGAAUGAACUCCUGCAGGAAUAUGCAAAGUCGGACAGCCGGGAUGGCCGUGCUCAUCUUCUCAUUUGCCAAGGCAUGGCAGACUUGCUGGGGGGAGGACCUGAAAACCAACCGAAGCGUCUUCAAGGCUUUAUCUCCGCAGUGCCCGAGUUGCAAGCUUCUGGUGUACCAAUUGAAGGCUGUGGUCACUGCCCCCAUGAUGAAGCUCCUUCCAAAGUUGCAGAUGCUGUGCUCAAAUGGUUGGACGAGGAAGUCUUGCAGUGAUGUUCAAUACUUCAAUAACUCAUUGACAUUGAAAUUAUUGUAAUUGUCUCAUACAAUAGUUGAAGUUUAGACAAAUUUAGUCAAUGCAGCCACGUGCCUGUGGCCAAGUGCUAUCUUUGCAGCGCGGAAAACAACAGAUGACAAAGCGCACAAAAGCAGAAUGAAUAGGAUUGCACAGUUGAGACCUAUGGUUGCUGAAGCUCAAUGUACAACAAACGCUUUUCAGCCGCAUUUUCUUCUUUCAGACGCGUCCCUUCAUGUCCCCGACAAGGGCCUUUGCCUUACCCUUUCAGGUGCCAAGUGCCGUC